AUGGCCGACUGCUGGAGCGGCGAACAGGCGGUGUUUCUUACCUUCAACUUUUCGGAGCAAUACAAGUGUCGCCAGUACACGCUCAUGCCAUCACUGCAGAUGGAUAUCAUGACCCCCGCCGACAAGCCCACCUGGCCCUCAUCGGUCGAUGACGACAAAAAGCCCUUGCGACAACACUGUCGGCGAACAAUUCGGAUGCUGGAAGGGACUAAGUGCAACAAGAAAGUGCGACCAGAGCCGUGGUACAUACGGGUGGACUCGAACCAGACGUUUGAGCUGUACAGCGACGAUGCGAUGAAGAAGGCGCAGGGAAUUAUCGAUGAGCUGUCGGCGGAUUAUGCGGCCAUGUGUGUUGUGACGCAUGACAUCCGGCACACGACGAGGGCGCUGGAGAUUUUUGAUAUGAAGCUGCCGGCGAAAGCUGUACUGGUCGACUUGAUCAAGGUGUUGGAGCAUCAGACGAGGGAUGAUGGAGUCCCGGAGGAAUUGGCGGCGUACACGGACGACAACAUUGCGGUGCGGAACGGGCGGUAUGAUCGCAAGGCCGGAGUGUCAGGUGGGCGGCUCGGGAUGCCGUAUAUUCGGUUGCUGGAGAUUGUCGGGCCUGCCGCCGAGGCUCAUCGGCGUGAUUUCCAAAAGGCCGAAAAGGAGGAUACUGCGUUGAAGAGGAUCGCUGGACGGCUGAGGAAUGGGUAG
Colletotrichum chrysophilum is the source of this 696-nucleotide messenger RNA. RefSeq lists its product as uncharacterized. The transcript has a single exon. The record is from RefSeq and is a predicted model, not a curated record. NCBI's taxonomy places the organism in Eukaryota, Fungi, Ascomycota, Sordariomycetes, Glomerellales, Glomerellaceae. The coding region runs from base 1 to 696 and encodes 231 amino acids.